This is a messenger RNA of Canis lupus familiaris (dog), 2410 nucleotides long. It is a transcript of the gene FBXW5, whose product is annotated as F-box and WD repeat domain containing 5. Gene Ontology annotation, biological process: protein ubiquitination. Gene Ontology annotation, molecular function: protein binding. The record is from RefSeq and is a predicted model, not a curated record. Gene Ontology annotation, cellular component: Cul4-RING E3 ubiquitin ligase complex; SCF ubiquitin ligase complex. Bases 38 to 1915 code for a protein of 625 amino acids. NCBI's taxonomy places the organism in Eukaryota, Metazoa, Chordata, Mammalia, Carnivora, Canidae. The transcript is spliced from 9 exons.
GGCGCUCGUCCCCGCCGGCCCCAGGCCUUUUCUCGGAAUGACCUGUGUCCACACCGACCGCCCUGAAGCCUUGGGGCCGCAAGGUCAGGGCGACAGGAGUGCGCGGUGGUCAGCGGCUCUUCGUUCUUCCGCCUCAGAGCAGUGUCCAGCCCAGGCAUCCCGAUGGUCUCUGGGCUCAGGAGCGGGAGGAGGGCUGCCUGGGCAGAAUGUCACAAUGGACGAGGGGGGCGUGCCCCUGCUCCCUGACAGCCUCAUCUACCAGAUCUUCCUGAGCUUGGGCCCAGCUGACGUACUGGCCGCUGGUCUGGUGUGUCGCCAGUGGCAGGCCGUGUCCCGGGACGAGUUCCUGUGGAGGGAGCAGUUCUACCGCUACUACCAGGUGGCCCGAGACGUGCCCCGGCACCCAGCGGCCACAUCCUGGUAUGAAGAGUUUCGGCGGCUCUAUGACACGGUGCCCUGUGUGGAAGUGCAGACGCUCAGGGAGCACGCCGAUCAGGUGCUGCAUCUCAGCUUCUCCCACUCGGGUUACCAGUUUGCUUCCUGCUCCAAGGACUGCACCAUCAAGAUCUGGAACAACGACCUGACCAUCUCGCUGCUGCACAGUGCGGACAUGCGGCCCUAUAACUGGAGCUACACCCAGUUCUCCCAGUUCAACCAGGACGACUCGUUGCUACUGGCAUCUGGGGUGUUCCUAGGGCCCCACAACUCCUCGUCGGGUGAGAUCGCAGUCAUUAGCCUAGACAACUUCGCCCUGCUGUCCCGAGUACGCAACAAGCCCUAUGAUGUGUUUGGCUGCUGGCUCACGGAGACUAGCCUCAUCUCGGGAAACUUGCACCGCAUCGGAGACAUCACCUCCUGCUCAGUGCUCUGGCUGAACAACGCCUUCCAGGACGUGGAGUCAGAGAAUGUCAACGUGGUGAAGCGGCUCUUCAAGAUUCAGAACCUCAACGCCAGCACCAUCCGCACGGUGAUGGUGGCUGACUGCAGCCGCUUUGACAGCCCAGACCUCCUGCUGGAUGCUGGUGCACCCCCAGGCCGUGUCUUUGACCUGGGCAGUGACAGUGAGGAUGAGGAGGGAGGCUCGGAACCCGUGCCAGCUCCAGCCCGCGCCAAGGAGGGCUUGCGGCGCUUCUUGGAUGGGCUCCUGGAUGCGCGGGCGCAGCCCCAGCUGUCAGAGCACGCGCUGGAGACCAAGGUGGCUGAGCUGCUGGCCCAGGGCCGCACCAAGCCUCCAGAGCACAGCAUGGCUGAUGCCAGCAAGCUCCUCAUCUUCACUACGGGAUGCCUGACCUACUCACCACACCAGAUCGGCAUCAAGCAGAUCCUGCCACACCAGAUGACCACAGCUGGGCCUGUGCUGGGUGAGGGGCGGGGCUCAGAUGCCUUCUUUGAUGCCCUGGACCACGUCAUCGAUGUGCAUGGACAUAUCAUCGGCAUGGGCUUGUCUCCAGACAACAGGUACCUGUACGUCAACAGCCGUGCCUGGCCCAGUGGCUCUGUGGUGGCCGACCCCAUGCAGCCACCGCCUAUCGCAGAGGAGAUCGACCUGCUGGUGUUUGACCUCAAGACCAUGCGGGAGGUGAAGCGGGCUCUUCGAGCCCACCGUGCCUACACGCCCAAUGACGAGUGCUUCUUCAUCUUCUUGGAUGUCAGCAGGGACUUCGUGGCCAGUGGAGCCGAAGACCGGCACGGCUACAUCUGGGAUCGGCACUACAACAUCUGCUUGGCUAAGCUGCGGCACCAGGACGUGGUCAACUCGGUGGUCUUCAGCCCCCAAGAGCAGGAGCUCCUGCUGACGGCUAGUGAUGAUGCCACCAUCAAAGCCUGGCGUUCACCACGCAUUGUGCGCAUUCACCAGGCCCCGCGUCCGCGUCCCCAUCACUUUUUCUCCUGGUUUGCCAGCCAGAGGCGUUGAGGGGGGGCCACUGGCCAAAAGGAGUGUCCUGGGCAUCCUUGGGCUGCCGGGACCCGCGGAAGAUGCCACAGAGGUCUGCAGCCCUUUCCCAAGGGCCCAGCCACUGCCCAGACUGCGUGCUGGGUGGAGAAACUCGUUGACAGUCAUGCCUUAGCAGGGGGACUACGGGGCUGCCGGUAGGGCACAGUCUGCCCCCCACCACGCUCACCCCCCCCACAGCCCCCGCAGCUGUGACAUUCAGCACUGGCGCAGCCCCCUGGCUGGCUUGGAUGCAACAGACACUGGGGCCCCACUCUUCACGCACCCUCUUCCCCUGGGGCCUGCGCCCCGGUCAGCACCACACGUACCCUCCAGUUGGCCCCAGGUGGCCUCUCCUCUGGGAACUUGUUUGCACACCAGCAGGGCCGGCAGCACAAGUCAGUCUGCCACGGGCCCAGGCAAACUGCAUGUCACUGGUCACCUGUUUGGGGCCUGAAUAAACAGUUGGCAAUAGCA